AGAGGGAGGGAGAGGGCUGGUGCGUCCCUGCCCUCUCUCUGCAUCCAGCUGCUGCGUCGCUCCACAGCAGCAGUGAACUCACCACACUCACUAUGGCUUUAUCCGCAAGCAGGAUCCUCUUGGCGCUAUUCGUCACCUUUUGCACAGCGGGAUGCGGAUGGACAGGUAAAGGAUUUGUUUAUUUCCUUUUGAACAGGUGAACGCGUUGCUGACUCCCUGCUCUCACCUUGUGCAGUUAACAUAAAAGUCCACAGCUUGAUGGAUGGGGCAGCUGUUGCACUUUCUUGCCUUACGUCGACAUUUAUUUUGUCAAAUCGCAAAGCUGUAAUUCCGUGACAAAAAGCACGUGAUUGGGAGCCAUGUCUGUGCACGUGAACCUGAACUUUUCCAAAAUUUUCAAACUUUUCCAGGAUUUUCCAAGUACUGAAGUUAACUUUUUUAUGCUAACGAAAUAGAUUAACUGUUGCUAUUUAUAAUUCACUGUAAAGUUGAUUUUGAUUCAUCAUCUGCAGAUCUACAGGAGUUGAAGUGUGCAAUUAAAGAAAAGGCAGACUUCACAGUCUUUUCUCACCCUAUGAUAAUUUAUGGGGGGAAAAUAUGAUGCUAUGGCCCCUGAGCUGCAGUCAUGGAACUAGUCCUUACAUCAUACAGCAGGCACAACCUGCACAGGGUGUGAUCAGCAGUUACAAGAUAGUGACACAUUUCAGGCUAGAUCAGUAGAAACAGUGUGGUGCUUUCUUUUGGAGCGGUGUGAUUCCACUUUAGUGAAUAAUCUGGAUGAUUGGGCUGAUAAAUGACCUGCUUCUAAAACUUGGUUUCAUGGGAGAAAAGAAGUGGUGCUACUGGGUUGAAGUUUUCCUUCAGUCGCUUUCUUUGGACAGAGACUUUCAGAGUCUUAACAUUCAUCAGCCAUUAGGCAGGGAUAAAAGAAAUAGUCAAGAGACAGUAAAAGUAUUCAAAGAAUAUCAAAAUGCUUUCACCCGCAAGGAAAUACUACAGUAGUCGAUUGCAACCAAACCGCAGAGCGCUUUUUUCAAGUUUCUUAAGGGCUUUUAGUCAAAAAAGACUUGGAGGAAAGAAGCCCACAUCAGGGCGGGCAGUAAAACUAUACAAAAUACUUAAAGUGCCAUAAAGUCUGAGGAGUUUUGGAGGCCAUAUAACCAAACCCCUUUCCUACAGAUUACUCAGCCCACUUAUAUUGUCACUUGAUCUGUAAGUGUCUAUGUGCCUUUUUUCUGGACUGUUAGCACUUAGAGUAUGAGGUCAUUGCUUUGUAAGAAUACAGCCAGCUGCUUUUUGUUGUGGUCUUUUCCUCUGGGUCCCCGUCUUUUCCAUUUCUCUAGUCUAGGAUAUAUUUUUAGAGCGAUCCUAUCACUCUUUUCAGCAAACACCCAGCUCCUCAUUUACUCACCUGCACACACACACAUACACACACAUUCACACACACCUGGGGGAUACUUAACUCAAGCACAUUUCUCUGCUGCUGCUCCCCUGAGCACUUUGGAGCUAAGUGCUUUCCUCUCGGGCAUCCUGACAGAAGUUGUUAAAAGAGAGGAGAGUGUUGCUCAUUAACUCUCUCCACUAACAUGUCAUCAGCUUUUCAGUGCAAAAUUUGUCAGGACAGGGAGAAAUUAGGCCUGUGGGAAUAUCUGGACACGAAAGAGAGCCCAAAAAGAAUACCUUAAACAUUGUAUGUUUGGAUAAUAAAUAAUCCCAACCUCUUGCAUGCAGCAUCAGUCCAUCAUCUCCUGGAGAGAGUAAUUAGGAUGGAUGGAGAGUCAGGGGGAACCGUGACCUUACAGGGCAGGAGGUUUAAAUUUCUCUGCUUCACAUGUUCAAUUCUACAAGGGGACCCUCAGAAAAAUAUCCACAAAACAUUUAAAAUGAGAAAUUUCUCUUUCUUCUCCCAAACCUGCCAUAAAAAGAACAACUUUAAUACUUUCCACUAUAUAUGAUGACCAGGUAGUGGUUGACCCAGCAACCCCUGAACACCUGCAACUUGGCUGCCUGUCAGACCUGACAGCGAUGGCAUGUGUCAUGUCAUGAUGUCAUAUCUGGGCACCGUUCCAGUUGUUUAAACAAGAACCACCUGGGCCGUGAACACCUGUCACAGCACAGUGGAUGUCAGCAUACUAAUGUGGCUGCAGGAAGCUGUAGCAUAAACCAACAGCUGAAGAUGUCAGUCUACAUCUGAUAUUCAUCUGAUGUUUGAAUUAUUAAGGAAGUUCUUGGGCUCAAGAAGCAAGCAUGUGCCCAUCAUUAGAGAAAUACAGAACACACCUUGAGGUGAUUUUAGCCUCCUCAAACUCUGCAAUGUUUUAGCUCAUGCAGUCAAUUUGAAUAGAAAUGCACAUCUAGUUAUUUCACCCAUAAACUGUAUACAGAAUGGACGCCGUCUGCCUCCUCGCUGGGUAAAGCCACCCCGAGAACAGCACCCUCUGGUGACGGGCUGCAGUAUAGGUCAUAAAUCCUGCCUCCUCCAGCAAUCCCUAUGGAGUUGUAGACAAAUUUUAGAAAUUAAUUACACAGAAUAUAAUUUUUUCUCACCCCUAGCUGCAAUGUUGACAUGUAGUUACUGUAGGACUGGUUUGUGCUCAAGUGCUCUGUUUUUGCGCCGCUCCAUUUUUAAAAGUUAUUAGUGGCUUCAUGUUUUCUAUGAUUGACACUUGAUACAGCCGAGGGAUAUGCUGUUUGAGCCGAGCGUCAACACAGUGACUCUCUGCAACUCUACCACUGAAUGCCUACAAUGCUACUGUGCAAGUGGUGGUUCCAGGGAGUGGAAAAUUUCUGAGGAAUUCAGCUUCAAAUUCAUAUAAUGAUGGAAGGCGGAGCCAAGUUGUCCAUGGAAUAUACAGUUGAUGAUUUCACCACAUAAAAUUUAUCUCUAUCAGCUGAAUACAUGCAACCCCCCACCCCCAGCCAUUUGAUGAUUGAUGUGCCAUUGUUACAGGCUGAAGUCAAAGGGCAACAGCCGUCUGUGGUCAUGGUCAUAGUCUUGACAGCCAGCUUUAUGACAGAGUUCAUUACUGCAGAGAGUUUAUUGGAGGUGAGAGGUGAGACUGACAGACAUGCUACUAAGAAUUUUGUCGCCUCUUGGGAGAUAUAACACCAACACCUGAUCAAUAUACAUUUGUUUGAAGAAGCAACCCAAGCUGUAAUCAAAAAAGUCUGAGUAAUGAAAUAAAAGCCAGAGUUUCACUUUGCCCACAAGGGGAACCAACAUUAACUCAAAUGAAAAAGUCAUUGCAAGAGCUUUAAGUCAGGACAGCAAUAAAAACUCAAUCUGGUGGAUAAAGAAGAGAAAUUCCACAAUUUCACUUUGAAGUUCAGUCAGUUUAGUGAGACAACAUUUUCUCUACCAUUAUGCGGUAGGAUUUAUUGGUGAGACACAAAACAUCUCCUUGCAAAAUGAUAAUCCAGAGAACAUGUUGUGAUGGUUUCCAUCUGACAAAAGUUUUUCUAGCAAGCAUUUUAGUAAAAUCUGUAACCAGUAAGGUCUGUGAAUUGUUCUGAUUAUCACUGGUUCUCUGAAAAGAGAUGUUCUUUUGUGUCUGAAAUACCACGUCACCAUUUGUUUGCCAUGCAUCUUACAAAUAAGACUCAUUUUAACCUGAUUUCAUCUCCAUGACAUCAGAUAGCUCAAAAACAGAUAUUAGGACAGAUGAAAAAGAAAUUAUCGGCUUGAAUGAAAUGAGAGACGUGAUAAUCGUUUAUUAAGGACCGGUUAUUUGGGUGACCCAGUUUUCAUGGUAUGGUGAAUUUGAUUCAAAUCACAAUCCCUGAAAUACAUCUGGAUCUGACCUAUAAAGGCUCAUUUAUGCUCAAUGUUACAUACAGAUCCGGACACAGAGCUCUCUGUCCGUGUCCGGGUUCUUUAUGUCUGUAUUUUUGCACGUAUCCUGGAAGUUUACAGAUAUGGGCCAGAUGGAGCAGUACCACUGGAAACCGCAGGGGCAGUGUUGCUGCUGUCACUACCCGAUACGCAUCUGUAGAGAGAAAUGAAGAGGACAGUGGUGGGGCUUUUUGAGGAUCAUCAUCAAUUCCUCUCAUUGGUACUACCAGAGAAAAGAAUUCACCGUCCUCCAACCAUGAGACAUUUAGUGGCCUGACCGUCCACUGCCUCCUCUCAGCUGUCCUUGUUUCUGUCUCCUAUGCAAAUCACACAUUAUCACUAGCUCUUCCACAGUCGCCAUGUUUCUUUUUCCUUGUUGUUGUCAGAAACUUUUGACUCCAGCCUGCCCCCUGGUGGAUGUUAUGGUUAACAUCUAUGCCAGGUAAUUUCACUGAUUACCUUACCUCCAAGCAGAGAGCAGGGACUAAUCAGUUUGUGAUGGAGUUUUGGGUUGGACAGAAAACCUGCAGCCUCUCGGCCCUCCAUAGCACAUGAUUGCCCACCUCUGAUAUAUGCGAACGUAAGUACGCAAGGAAGUAUGUGGGCAGUGGCGGAACCAAAGUUUUAAACGGACGCGUACAUUUUCAUACGUAUGUCGAGCAUAAAUGAGCCUUCAGACUUAAGCUCUGACAGCCAGUUGCACCACAAGGGGGACUUCACUACUCUGAACCUGAUCAUCCAAGGUUAGGUAGCUUUUAAAAUUACUCCUCAAUCUGUGGCUCCCAGUUCUACAUUACAUCGAAAAUUGGACAGAUCUAGUACAAUCACAUUUCUCAGCCAAAUUAUGAUCUGACUCCAUUAAACAGUAACUGAUUUUGUGAUCAGUUCUUCUUAAUAGCAGAUUUCUGAGCAAAGUGUAAUGUGACUAAAGUGGGAUCACAGAAUGUAAAAAUAGUUUGCCAAGUGUGGCCCACAUUAGCAGAGCUAUGGUCUGCUGAGCUUUGGUCCUCGAUACAGGUUAAUGUCCUCAUGCCUGUGCUGGUUACACAUUGCCCCAGUCAAGUAAACCAAAACACAGCUUAUACAGCUUUAUAUCCAUUUUUUAGUAGUUCAAUAUACUGCCAAACAAUGCAGCGCUAAGAGAUGCUAUCUGUUACAUGUGCUUGUUUACAUCUAGCUAGUAGAGCAAUGGCUACAGCCCCAACUAGUGGUGGGUGGCUGCAUUCAAGCUUAGAGACAACACCUGAGUCAUAUUUCAGGCCCACGAUAGUACUAAAAGUAUUAAUAACUUGUUUAAACAACUAGUAACUCUGGCACAAACUAGCAAUGGGGAUAAGUUUUGAUUGGUCAACUCAGUGGGUGCAUGCUUUGUACGUAUAACUAAAGGAUGCAUAGAUUUGAAAUGAAGCAUCAUUCUUACAAAUUAUGUGACCAAGUAGAAGCAUGUAGAAGGAAAAGAGGAGAGGGUCAAAAGUUGAGCCCUGGGGUACUCCAAAAUUAGAAAGCAUUAAAAGAGAAACAGGACCUGAGCCAACACAAAGACGCUGACCCAUUUUUCCAGGUGAUAAAUCAGUAUGACUUGGAGGUAAAUUCCUAUGUACUGUACACAUUCCUAAAAUUAGCUGCAAACACAGAGGUGGCUUGGUGAGGAAACCUCCCACAGAUUUGCUUAAGGUUUCAUUCAUGCAUGCCAAAUGCUAGCUGUGCUGUAAUUUUAUCAAAUAAGAACAUUAAAAAGUAGUCAGUGGAAACUUUUACAUCACUUGCCUCUGGUGCUAACAGAUGAUGAAUUAAAAAGUUACCCAGGUUGUCAUGAGUUUGCCUGCGUUGUUUUAAAUAAUGCAAAUUAUUCAAUUAUUCAAACACCUGUAAGUGUUCGUGACUGCAAUCUUCGUUGCUUAGAGCUGAGAGCUUGGCAUCACCUCAUCUCUGACAAGCUUCCUCUUCUCCUUGAACCCUUUUUCCACAUACCUCCUUUCAUACAUAUAGUCCUUGGAGUGUGUGAGGACCAUUAUUAGGGGUUAGUGAUGGGUCAGCAUCUGUGCUAUUUGUAGCCAGGUGAAAAGGUUCACUCAUAAAAGCAGCGCACACUACAGGUACAUGAGGGCAGGUAUUUUCUGAAACAGUUUUACAGUCUUCUGUGCUAAAAGGUCUUUCAUACAUGUGAUUUCUUUCUACCGAACUGCUCUUGCACACACAUGUGAAUGUCCAUUUGUUACUUUGACUCUGCCACAAAGACUUUCAAGCCACAAAAACACAUUAAUAUGAGUAUAAAAAAGACACGUGCACAAUGCCUUAAUUCUCCACAUACUCAGUAGUCUCCACUGCCUCACUGAAAAGCAUUGAUAUUUCUGCAUUAUUGCUCAGGUUUCACAUGACAACGCCCUAAAGAGCAUCUUUCGGCUCUCGCCCUUGAAUUAUUAUGUUACCAUCGCUCAAUUUCCUCCCAAAAAGUUUAUUCUUGAACUGCAAUCUGUUGUUCUCCUAGAAGGAGUCUUGAUUUAAUCUGAAUUAUCUAGUUUGCCCUUGGAUCAUAAAUUUCCAGAGGGGGCCAAAUCCCAGUAUGAUGUCUGGACAAAAGGAAUAGAUCCUUUCCUACGUAAUACGUAGCUUUAAUGGAAACCGUAUGGAAGUGAUUGAAGUGUGUCCAGACUUGUGUCAGUGGAGUCUGCUAUGAGCAGCUGAUAAAAAUGACUCCUCUUCAACUCCUAUUAAUGAGAAAAUAAUGAGGAAAGACUUUGUUUUGUUGUUUUUUGAUUUUGAAGAAACACUUUUACACUCCAUGCGCUGAGGCAAAAUGUGCUCCUAGAUGUUAUUUGGAGGCUACAAAAACAGCAACAGGACCAUCUUUCAGCACAUACUUAGAGGCCAAGAAACAACACUGCAGGCCUCCCAUGAGCCGUGACCAUCUGCAAGCUGUAACACACAAGGCCUGAGAUGUAAUUAUUCUUAAAUGUGAAAAGUGAGAGUGCAGCCCAUCCAGCUGGGCGCACACCUGUCCAGCAGACAACAAGAAUUCAAAGUAAUGAAGUGAUUUUUUUUUAAGAGCGCUAGCCUGAAAGUGCCGCUGUAAACCUUUGGGGAGCGAAGACAGUCAUAAGGGCUGAGUGUUUAUGACAUGGACAGACUAAACUGACAACAAUACAUGAGAGCACUGACUGGAUGCUAAUAAAGCUUACACCAUUUGAACUGCAAGAACUGCAUUUCUUUAUUGUUCAGCCAGAACUCACUCACAGUCUGAAUCUUAAAACUGUCACAGUUAAUAUCCGUCUGUUAACAAUAUUUGACUGAGAAUCAUCAUCACCAACAGCUGUGUAGAAAGAUAGAUAGCAUGUCUCCGCCUUCUCUCAUUGUGAUGCCACAUAAUCUCUGCAGACUUUUUGCACUGCCAACAUAAUUUGUAGCUGUAGUCUGCGCAGCAGGCAUCAGCUGGGGGAGCUGCAGUACUGAUGUACUGUGCCUUUCACUAACCAAAACACACACUUAACUCACCAAUAAAACUGCACAAAUACCUAAGGCUAACAGAGUCUCCAGUGUAACAGCUUCUUCAGUCAGUUUGAAGCAGACCCCUCACACUUAUGGAAAGUUCAGUGACUCUUCUGUGAGUGUUUGUUACCUUUACCCUUGUCAGUCCCUCUCUGCCCUUCAUGGUUUAGUGAGCUGCUGCACAACAGUUGUUUUGAAGAAAAGGGAAGGUAUAGUUUGUUUGUUGAAGUAGGGUUGUAUUAGGAACAGUUGGCAUAUUACCUACAGAGGUAGUCUUGGACCUCUUUAUUUUGAAUUGACCUCUUCUAUUGGGCCAUUUUGGGACAGUUUUCUGGUUUUUCAACAAAGGGACUAAGCCCAUGGGUGGGUUUUCACUUACUAUUGGUAAUUAUGUCAUACAAUUUAAAUUAAGAAAAAGCAAACUCUCCUUUUUAAGAAAGAACAAAAGAAAAAGAAAAAAAGAGAGCUGUAAUUACACUUUUAUGAUACCAUGAAACCAUGUUCAUUUUGCUUAAGGUUAUCAAAUCAUCAAAAUUUCAUACUGACUCAUGUCUAGGUCCAGCUCAAGAGCCAGAUGUUUCCAUCAGUAGUUACAGGAAACCAAAAACAGCAACCAAAAAAAAAAAGUCUCAUAUUAGAUUGAUGGAAACAUUGCUACAACUGAAUAUUGGAAACUCUCUGUAUUGAAAUGUAAAAAUUUGGAAACUUUUAACUCACUAAGUGGCAUGCAGCAUGAGCUUAAGCAGUGGAAUUGUAUAUAAAAAAGAUGUCAUUUUAGACUAGCGUGGAAGUUUACAUCACAGGUUUUAUUGAUAAAGAGCCAUUUGGAUUGACUUUGACCAGCACAAAACACAUAAUCGGGGAAUUUCAUGAAUCAUUUCAAAGUUCAGGCUUGUAAACAGGUAUUAGACAUGCUUUUUAUAAAACCAUGCUGAGUCAGUUGAGGACGGGGCUGCAGCGCAUGAGGACAUUUGCUCUUGAUAAAUUCAGAGGGGUUUUUUAACAUCUCACAUGGAUGUUGUUUGCCCAAGUAUGCAAUCCUCUUCAGGAUUUUUGCAGUUUUUUCUUCCAUACAAGCCCAUUUCACAGUUUUAUAUGUAUAUAGUCUCAAAGUCAUGCCCUGUGCUUUACUUUAUUAGGUGUGAUGUUGGCCUCUUUGUGUUAAUGGGCCCUCAAACCUACAUUGCAUCAAUGCAGCAGGCAGAGAGGCAGAUGCUAUCCAAAUAAUAACUUUAUUUAUAUAGCACUUUUAAAAACAGAAGUUUAAAAAGUGCUUUGACAAACAGUUGCAAAGCACAGAACAUCAGCACAUGAAAAUAAAAACAAAUAAAAACAAAAGCUCAGUUAAAAAAAAGGCCUCUGAAUUGAAGGCCAAUUUCAUUUUUCAUAAGAAACCCAGGCAAUACAAGUACCUCACAACAUAAAAUGAGACCAUGGGACCAAAAACAGUGUUGUUACUAUUUUCUUGUUUUGUUUUGAGCCAACCUAGCCAAGAGGGAGACUUGGAAUUGCUUAUUGUCAUUAGCCUUUAGCAUCCAAGCGAAUAUGUGUUUAUUUAUGUGACCAUCAAAAUAGCUUGUAUUUCUCAGGCUUGCCUUUUUACUUGAGUUUAUGCUUCAUCAAAAAAAAGAGCAACUACACAAUUUAUUACACAAUUGCCAAGUGUAAUAAAUGCUUUUAAGACUUUCUGCUAAAUGCUGAUGCCUCUGGAUCAGAGUCCUGUUACAGUAGGCCUAAAUACUGCAGCAAUGUUUGGGGCAGCAGGCCUUUAGAAUUAUUAACAAAGACAGAUAGGACUGUAAAAAUAAAGCUCCUAGAAACAUGUUUCAUCCUGAUUUGAUUUGUUUAGCAGCUGAGAAGCCCCUGCGGCCACACAAUGGGAAACAGACGUCUCUGGACAAGGGCCUCAAGGAGAGCUGGGAACCUUCAAUCCAUCUGGACGGGAGACCUGUGGACCGCUUCAUGAUCAGCUCCAGCAAACCGCCAAGGUCUCACCGUCUCACUAAAGUGGGGAGGGACAGUCGUUCGCAUCUUCCGGAGGAUGUAGGUAAGGCAGAGAGGCAAGAAAGAAAGUCCAAAUUAGAGGCCUAGAGAAAGAUUGAAUGGCUGCGAGUCUGUCAGUAUUUGAGAUUAAAUGAUGUAAACAAAUCACAAUGGAGCUAAAGAGUUUACUGAGGGGCCUUGGGAGUGCUGAUAGCAUUGCUAGACGAAUAAGUAAUUCUGAGGAAGAUAAAUGGACCAAUGGAGAGCAAGAAAAAGAGAUUUGGCUUGAAGGAUGGCGCGAGCUUUCAGAUCUUGGAGUUCUGUACUUUCUCAGGGUGAAAGCCAAGAACGAGGCGGAGAUGUGCAAAGCUGUGCACGAGCCACAGACGCCAAGAGGUGAGGUGCGUGUAUAAUUGUUUUUUAGCAGUCAGCGAUUAGUUCAUCAUUGGAUGAGCUGUGUCAUAAGUUUGCCAGAAAGAAAAAGAUGAAGAGCAUCAGGGGAGUCCAUGUGUAUGGUCAGUGAUGUUCAUCCCAGCCCAGUAGACAGUGGUUAUUUCAGGCUUAUGAGGACAUUAUUUUAGGAUUUCACUACUUCUUUGGUUAUCCUUUUAAACCUUUAGUCUUUAUGUUUCAAUACACACAGAGUUUGCCGUGUUGACACAGUCUAGCCUGCUUUUGUCAUUAUUCCAUUUUCCUCUGUCCUUGGCUUCUCAGAGCCAUACUUCAUCAGCAGCUCAAAGUCUGCAGCCAAGCCCGUCUUUUCCACAAACCCAGCCCCGGCUUCUAUAAACCAAGCCCCUGUGUUGUGGUCACUUGUUGCGUGUGCAACAUGUGUGUUUGGUGGUGACUGUGGUGGAGGAUAGGGUGUUGCCAAAUGAUGAAGUCAUGCAUUGUCUUGUGUGGUGUGUCAGUGUUCAACAUGUGCAUAUUGAUGGGUUUGUGUGUUAUGCAAGCAUGUGUGUGUGUGUGAUGCCCAGUUUGCAUCAUGGUGUCCUUGUAGUCCUGCCAGCUCUGGCGAAGUUUGAUAUCAGUAAUUGAUGGAGAAACUGAAGCUCUAAGUUGCCCUCUCAAAAAAUGUCUUGAAGGGUAUGUACUGUUCUCCAUCAGCAGACGAGGCAGCAUCACUCACAAUGAAUAACAUGACCACGCUGCUUCACCCCUCAAAUUUAAUAUGUCUGGCCAGACAUUGUUAAACAACAGAGAAGGAUGUGAAGAGUAAGAAAGGGGGAGAUUAAAAAAAGAUGUCCAGUAUUCUGAUGGAAAAAGGAGAAAACACAGAUCAUACAAAUUUUAAAGUUGUAAAUCUCAGCUGACUUCUACCUAAGUACUAUUGUGGACAUCAUUAAACCAAGAAUCCUUCUUUUCCAGAUCCUGAAUGGAUUAACUUGGAUGGUUUUGCUGUGUUGGGGGGUGGACCUGUCAACAACUCCUCAGCAGGUAAACCUGAUCUCAAAGAGAAAUCCCUUUAAGUGUUUUACCAUCAUGAUCUCCUGUCAGCGUGGGUAUAAAAGGAACCACUGAGUCUAUUAUGAUUCUGCUCUAUCCUAAGGGAAUAUUUUCUUCUUAAUGCCGCCCCCAACUUUUCUGUCUCAGUGGGAUUACUGCAGAAAACACCCCUUGUCUUUUUCCUGUACAUUCUCAUCCAUUAAGUUUGGUAUGCUUUUCUUGCAGGUGAAAUUUAAUAUCUACAUAACAGUUUCAUGUUUUAGCCUAUGCUUCACAUGACAUACUUGCUUUCACUGAUUCAGCAGACUUUAAAUAAAAGGAAAUGAGUAGCAGUCCAACUGUCUUUUAACAAGACCUGAUGUAAGAUUUGUCAUUUUGUCAGGAAUUAUCUGCCAACAGUUUUGUUGAACCAUGAAUAAAGUGAAACCUUUGAAUUAAGACCUGGUAAACUUAAAGAAGUGGGACCUUUAGUGUUGGUUUUUGUGCUAUUUAGUGGCUGAAUGACUGACUGAGUCAGAGAAAAACAAAUGUUAUUCAUAAAUAAAUCAUGACAGACUGUGUUUUCUCGCUAAAAAUCUUGAAUCUUAGGGAAAUCAGAUUAUCUCCUCAUGUGUUUUUGGUUAAAAUCGAGCACACAGAGAAUUACAUAAACUGAAGACAAGACUUGAAACAUGUCUGUUGUUGUUUUUUUUUGUCAGUGCAGUGUCAUGGGCAUUUAGACAUGUAAGGCUUUAUGGUUAUUAUAAAAACACAGUGUAGCCUCAGGGCUGAUAAAAAAGACAUGCACACAUUUAUGUUCAUAUAGCUGCAAAAACGAUUCAGUCUCUUAACCACUUCAGUUGGCAUGUCUUUGUGCCAUAAAGGGAACAUGGAGAGGAAACAGACAAGUUCCAAAAUAAAAGGAUCAGCUCCAGUAAAAGAACCCAGGAUGUUCUUGCUGUAAGCCGACAGCGCUAACCACAGAACCACCAAGUUCUUAUGCAGUUUCUCUUGUAUGUGAUUGAGACAGGGCUAGGGAGGAGACAAACUUCAUUAUUUUUGUUGACCCUAACCACAGUUGAAAAAUAAGCUGAAUAACCACUGUGCACUGGCGGAGUAAUGAUAGAUUACAGGCAAAAAUAAGAAAACAAUUCAGAGAAAAAAGGGAAAGAAGACAUUAUAUUUUAGAAACUUCUGCUCCCAACUGCUAAAAUGUCACGUUAUUGUUAGCAUUUCAGAGGCAAGCGUUAUCUAGCAAGCUUGUAGUCCAAAACACUUCAAUAGGAUUGAAACGUAAUUGUUUUCAGAACCCAGAGGGCAUACAACAACCAAACAAAACUAAAAAGAUAACUUUCUGAGCCUUAAAGCUCCUGUGAGGAACUUCUAGCUUGUGACAGCUUUGGUGCCCCCUGUUGACAAGCACACUUUGCUUUUCUUGCUGUCCGCAUACUCAGGGCCUGAUCUACUAAAGGCUUGUGGAAAAACACGUGCAAACUUGAAAGUGCAGGCAAACCUGAUCUUCUAACCGAGUGCACCCAAGAUUGCGUCUGUCAAAUGAGUAAAACAGUGCGCGCAAUCGAUUUAGCGUGUUUGCCUUCAUGAAUUUGCAGAAUGUAUGUAGAUCAUCAGACAGCACAAAAUACUGGGAGGAGCAGAUGCAAAUGAAAUCAUUUAGCACCUGUCGCUGUUAUGGGUCUAUAUUUAGCACCUUUGAACGGUAUGUGCAAACUGACACAGCGUCACGCAUGUUCAUUGUGUGGAGAAGGAGGGAGAAGUGCAAUAAUAGAUGACAGAGAGAGAGUCUUCUGUAUGCAUGUCAACAUACUGAGACUGUCAGAAAAAAAAAUAGUAGAGUAAUAGUAACAGUAAUUUUCCUGCGUCUGACAGUUUUUAUGAAAAAUAACAUCAAACACGGAACACACGAAAAAAAAAAUGUUUGUCUUAUUGAUUUUAAAUUGUUUUGAUUCCUUUUUGAUUUCUACUAUAUUUUCUUUCAUCUGUAAAGCACUUUGAGUUGCCUUGUGUAUGAAUGGUGCUAGACAAAUAAACUUGCUUUGCCUUUUAUGCAGUUCACCAAAACGACAUGUGCAACUCCAUGCCUUUAAUCUUCAUUUUUCAUCUACGAUCACUCUGCUCUCACAAAUUCUCAAUGGUGACAGCUGAUAGCACAUGCAAUAUCCUCAUUUAGAAAGGGCGGUCUGCAUGCAAUGAUAGUAGAUCACCCGCAACACGCCCACUAAUAGCACGUGCAAUUUUUUAGUUUGCACACGCAAUUUAGCGUUCGCUAUUUGGGAUCUUAGUAGAUCAGGCCAUAAGUGUCUUCUUCUGACAUGAAAUCUCACCUUGCUGACUUUUGACUGCCAGAUAAAUCAUGUAGUAUUUUCUGUCAGAUUUAUCACUGCAUCUUUUUUUUAAUCAAAACUCAGAUAAAAACAGUUCAGAAAAUCCAUCAUAACUUCUUGUUUUAGUGUAGCCUGUCUGAAAUCAUCAGGAAAGAUUUAAUUAGCUGAUGCUUCAGUCUUAAAGUAAGCUUUUAUAAGCCUAACAUAUUUAAUAUGGGCCUACUGCCUAUAGCAGAUGUUACCUAGCUUUAAUCUAAGUUCACUCAAAGGUUAGCUCUGUCUUGUGUUUGUAGAAAAUACUGAAGCUUGUUUGACUACACUCUAGAGCUGAUAGCAUGGCUAGCUGAUGAGUUUGUGCAAAUUUCGUUUUUGACUUUUGGGUUUGACAUUCGGCUAACUUUGUUUUUUUCUUUUGUGGCUCAAAGCCUCAAGUCUUUCCAUCUGGAGAGCUCUGCCAUUGAGAAUUGUUUGUAACAGUGAAACUGUGGCCAAACUGAGCUAUGUGCUCCAGUAUGACACAUAGGCUUCCCGGUUUCUGUUUGAGGGUUUAGAUUUUCUGGUGAUGAAAUGUUAAAAUAAAUGGAUAAAAGACUUGUUUUCUUCAAACUUUAGAGGGGUACAUUCUUUAAGCAUCAGUCUCAGCACACUGAGGUGUGUCUCUGGAGUAGCACUGGUAUGUCUGUCUGUCUGGCUGUCUGGAGGCCCACCUCAAAGCACCUCAGACUAUCACGCUUCCAGGAAAAAAACUGAAAAUAUCUGGCAGUGACAGCAUUGUGUAGUCAAUGGUUUAGUGGUCCGCGGCAUGGUGACCUGGGCCAAACUAUGCACUGUGACGCUUUUCCAGAGAGAAAAAAAGAGACAGACAAAAAUAAGGAAAAGGAGAAGUCAGCUGAUUAAAACCAAAUGUCUCUUAAAUCAACUGGUGCUUUGAGAGAGAAUCAAACAGGUACAUUGAUAUGAAACAGAGAGUUGGGAAAUAUUAUUGUUCAAUGUAACCCAAAUAGCUGAAGAAGAAGAAGAAGAACUGAAGAUACUGUGCCAUAUUUCCAAUCAGUGUGUUAUGUCAGCUGGUAAUUCAGUUUAGGCUUUUAAGUUGUUGAGACUUUUCUUAUAUUGAGCAAACAUUCUGUAAACCCAACAGGUUUUUAAACUAAAUAUUUGCUGGUUUCGAGUUUCUGCAAACUAGAUUUUGUCAUUUGAAAAAAUAAUCUCAAUUUGAAGAAUCCGGAAUACACAAGCAAGCAAGAACAGAGGAAAGUGUGAAGUGUGGUUUCAUAUCAGGCAAACAACUUUUGAUGGUAGGUGAUUGACAUUGAAUUACAUGAGGUAAAUUACACAGGUCCAUUUGUGGAUCCAAUCAAAGUUAAUUUGACAGAUAAUCACCAAAACUGUUUCGUCCUAUCCCUCUUUGAAACAGAGAUUUAGACACAGAGAGAGGAAGACAAACAAAAUAACAGAUCACCCAAGAAACUACAGGUGCAGAGAAAUCUCCGUACUCAGGAUGUGAAAACAGGAAAAGCUGAGAGAAAAAUCAACAUCUCAGAGGAAAUGUUGUUGCACUUCCAAACAGCUCAAUCCCCAGAUCCAAAGUUGAGAAAUCUGCUCAGCUGUGCUGACAGGAAAGAGGAGAAGGAUCAAAACUUCAAGACAAUGAUGGAGCGUUUGAAGCCUCCAAGUCUUACCGAUCCAAACCCCGAUUUUGUCAUUAGUGUCAUUUCUGGUGUGUUUUCAAACUUCCAUUCACGCGCUCUUUGCUGUGCAUUAGGUCAACCCUUAACACAUCAUUUUAGAUGUGGUGGCUCACCCUACCUGCUCAUUUAAAGGGGAAGCUCACCUUGAUUGUAUUUCUGUUUCCCUUAUGGCUUUGAUUUAUAUCAGAUCCUCCUUCUUACAUCAGUCGACUUGUCAGAACUCAAGCAGCUGCUCGUCUCACUGUGUUGAUGGGAAACAGGGCAAAUUCCUUUCAUUUGACAGUGAUUAUGAAGAAAGGAUAAAGAGGCGAUCUGGGGAGGAGAGAAACAAAGAAAAUCAAAGAGAGGGAGGAGAUUUUUUGCUGUACUGCUUUCACUCAGUAGUGUAGCCAAAUGAAGUUGAAUAUCUGGUUAUUGUUGUCCACCAUGGAGUCACCAUCAGCACCAGGAUGGGACAACAACAGGAAGCAGGAAAGCAGACAGGAAUGAAUGACAUGAGUCAUGAGACAUGGUCCUGUUCCACCACAUCUGCAUUUUGUGACAAUUGGGCAUGUUUAUGUUUAUUGUUGGGAGAAAGUGACAUGUAAUUGUGUGUUUAUCACUGAGCAGAUGUGUCUUGAGUGAAGCAAUUAUGCUCAAUGGUUUUCCGUGACAGAUGCUUUCAACAAGGCUCAAAAGGGAAAUCAAGCACUGAGCACAGACUGUGAAUGGACCAUGGUGUUUUGGGGUCAAAUGAGCACCACUCACUUUCCCACUCUGACUGUUCUCCUUCAUCAACAGGUCCACCCAGGUCUCCACAUACUGCCUCCAGAAACCAGCCUGCUGUGCAGAGGGCCACCAGGGUAGAUAGGACAGCUCACCCACUGAGCUUGACGAAUACAAGAACACACAGGAGAGCCCCACAGUCCUCCUCGGGGCCAAGACAACCUGAGAGAGCACCAGCAGAAGCUCCCCCUUUGGAAAGAAGACGCCAACGCUACACCAAGCCUCAGUCCGACCAGAGGAACCGAAACAAUCUCAAACUAAGUAAGGAGACACAUAUUUUACACUCAACAACCAAAACAAAGAGACAAAACUUUAAUUAAAUGCAAAAAUCUGUUGUUGAAAACACUGUCAGCUCUCAAUAUACAUUUUAAAGAUCCUUUUUUUGUGAUUUUUCCUUUUUCUUCUUAAAAUGUAAGUGUAAACCCUGGCCGUUCCUGGUAUCCCUUUCUAUUCAUAGCAUCUGAGUCCGUUCAUGUGGUGUCACUGCAGGCACAGAGAGCCCUGGGCCAGAGUGCACCCAUCAGCAGAGCAGUUAUAACCAAAACAACCACACCAGGUACCUGCAAGUGUAAAGAGAAUUACUGCAAGUCUCUACAGAAUUAAAGGUCUUAAAAAAGCUAAUCAUUGGAAAAUCAUGGAAGUUCAUUUUUGUUUAUCAUGUAAGCCAAAAUGAGAAACAAAGAAAUUAGAAGCAAUUAUGAGAUUUUUUUUUUUGCUCCUUUUGUCUCUUUGUGUGUUUGUGUGUUAUCCAGAGCCACCAGAGUAUGAGGCCCGGGACAUCAGUGUCAGGGUUAUGUCCCCACAGUCAGUUCUCAUCUCCUGGGUCGACCCCGCUGUUGAGAUGGGCAAAGUUGAACCUGGGUCAUCAAGGUGGGAAUUUUUAAAAAGAGAGAUUAAAACUAACACAGUCCCUCUCAGCUGAAAUCAGAUAUUCAUAUUUACUUUUUGCUCAGAUCCUACACAGUUAGAUACAGGGAAAAAGGUGAAUCAGCACGCUGGGAGUACAAAGACAACACCCAGAGGAGGAUGAUGAUUGACACCCUGACUGCUGACAGCAUGUAUGAGUUCUCAGUCAGAAUCUCUCAGGGAGGAAAUGAUGGGAAAUGGAGCGUCUCAGUUUUCCAGAGGACCCCAGAGUCAGGUAUGUAUACUUUCUGCCUGCUUGAGGAGUUAAAAUUUGUAUGUAGCAAUGCAGCUUAAAGAAGAGUGAUGAAUGGUGAUUACUCCUUCAUGGGAACAGCUUCAGAGGGCCAAGCCUGUAUUUUUACUGAAGAUAUAAAUGACAAUGUAUUCAUGAGGAAAUGAUUUCAAUCUUACAUAAUCGUGUCUGUUGGCUAUGAGUAACAUUUCCUCAUACUACACUUCAUCAUAUUCACUACCUAUUACUCCCAAUUGAUAUUUGAUUUGAGUUUUGGCUGCCGCCCUGUCAUGAUAUCAGUUUUUACACCAUGUCAUAGCAGCCCCAGAGCUGCGGUUCAUUGGAAUGUCAGUAUUUACUGCCUGGCUCACAGCUUACAUUUCCAUCCGCACUUUCAUACAUGAUCUCCGGGGCAGGUUCCUGACAAUGUAUGGCAGCAUUACUUCCCUUGUUUGAAGCGUCCUGGCACCCACAUCCCCCUUGUUUUUACAAGCUUUAAGGAGAAAUUUCCUCACCCUGUUCUCUCUAUACUGCUUCUGGUUUCUGCCCUGCUGCUCCUCCUUUCACUCCCUUUUCCUUUACUCAUGUGCUCUUUCUUUCUAGCUCCGUCUGGACCACCAGAGGAUUUUGAUGUCAAACCACUGCGAGGGAAAGGAACUGCUGUAAAAGCAACAUGGGAGCCACCUGAAGAACCCAAUGGGAGGAUAAGAGGUCAGGUCAAGGUUGAAAGAAUGAACAUAUGAGUAGAAAAAAAAAACUUAUUCUCAAUGAUAUGAUUUGUUUAUUUUAUUAACAACAGUUUCCUUUAUGAGUGUUUCGUAGUCAGCUUGAAUAUUGGAUUUGUGGAUUAAGGUCAGCACUCUCACGUGACUGAUACACAUGUUAUCACCCAAGAACCAGAAACAUUUUCCUUGGUACUGGCAUGGGAUUCUGCCAGGGUACUUGUCAUGUUUGCUUUGGUGUUUUUGUGCCUCUGUAAUUGUCUGCAAUGGUGCAGAUCGGUGCACUGGACCAGAGAUAGAAUAAUAGCGAGACAAACAUGGUAAGCACCCCAGAAGAAACCCCAUACCAGUACCAGGUAAAAUGUUUCUGGUGAGGAACUGUAAAUAUUAUCUCAAAGUUGUGACUCUCAUUGAUGGCGCUUCUGUUGGGUCUUCUUGUUGGGUCAUGAACUGUUGGUAAAAAUUCUUUUAUGAGGGCCAGUGUUAAAGCAAGCCUGUUUUCGUGAUUACUCCAAUUUUUUGAGCAGAUCAUGAAGAAGAAGUUGGCAAAAACAGUUGCCUUAUUGGUCCUCCAACGCUGGUGUACAAGAUAUGCAUUUGUGUUGUGAUGGGCUCUGCAACCAAUAACAGAGCAGUUGGCAUGCCUGGCUUUAGCCUUUGACUUCUUGUCCCGGCAACACUGAAACAAAACCCCAUUAGCAAAGGGAGAAGGGACAUUAUUCAAGGAGUAAGAGUAGUUUGCAUGCAUGCCUACACAAAACUGUUCCGUCUUUGCAUCACAACAGGGGCCAAGUCUAAUGACCUUGUUGAAGCUUUGUUUUCCUUGUAGGUGUGCUGCAAUAACAAUGCAGAGGCCUCUUCCUUAAUGCUUCCACAAUAUCAGGAAUGCUCGGCUAGAGGAUGAACAGAAUGUCGGAACAAUGUGUUUUUUAUUUUAUGGGAUCUGCAAAGACUGAUUGGUCUACAGGGCAUGCCAGAUCUAACCUUGAGUUGUACUGUCUUUAAACCCCCCUGAGCCUCUGUAAUCAGUUUAUCAACUCUGAACCCAUUUUGACAGCUGACAGUUGUCUAUAUCCUUACCUCCACACAGAGUACAUCCUGUCCUAUGCUCCUGCUAUGAAACCAUUUGGAAUGAAAAGCUUGACAUAUCGGGGAAGCAUCACCUCAGCCACCAUAGAGGGCCUCACACCAGGAGACCGGUACAUCUUCAAGAUUAGAGCCACCAACAGGAGAGGACAGGGACCACAAAGCAAGGCUUUUAGUGUUGUCAUGCCAGGAUGUAAGACCGUUUAGCCAUCUUUAGUAGUAGUUUGCAUGUAUCCUUGUAAAUUUGAUGAAUCUUUCAUUCAUGGCAAUUUUUUGUCUACUGCCAGCCAACAGUGCUGCAACAUCAUCAUCAAAACCCAAGGACAGCAGCAGGACUCGCCACACUCCCUCCAGGCAAGAUACUGACCAUGAGGAAUUGGACCUUCAGCCAACUGAGGUCCCAGAGGAACCAACUACAACAACUCCCCAGCCACGCCCAGCUGCACCUGCCAGUAGACGUGUUAGGCCACUUUCUCAAUCACGCUCAUAUCACAGCAUCUUCUCCUCUGUAAGGGGAUCAGGCAGAAACCCAGUAAACAGAGGGUCAUCUCGAGGAAGAGUGCAAGACAGGGAAGAAAAGGAAGAAGAAGAAGAGAAAAUACCUACAACACCACCUCCAGUAGAAAAGACAACAACAAUGGAGGUGGUACCAGAGACAAAAGAACCGGAUAAUGAUGUUUCUCCUGAAUCUGAGGAUGAAGUUGGAUACGAUAUAGAGCCCCAGACCACUGAGACCCCUAGUCUCAAAGUUUUUGAGCCUUCCCCAACUAAACCUGUAUCUGCUCAUCCCAAACCACCGAGACGUCCCAUCAAGAUCAGAGUCCAUCAAAAACCUGGAUCCAAAACUCAUUCAUCCUCCUCAUCCACCUCUUCAUCUUCUUCGUCUUCAUUGUCCUCUUCUGGCUCCGCUUCUGCAGGUUCCUCUUCUCAAUCUUUGUCCCCUACUUCCUCCUCUUCUUCAUCAUCCUCAUCAUCCUCCUAUUCACUUUCCCCCACCUCUGGUAUACAGGAGUCAGAAGCCAGUAGAAAGGACUUAGAGACUCCCACGUACUCUGAGGGCAAGAAUACCUAUCAUACACCAAGCAUAACUCAAACAAAACCCUCCACCCCUGUCAUAAAAGAGACUAAUCCACAGCAGACAGAGUCUACAUCUGUUGGUAGAGGUUCAGCGCCAACAGGGCGUGCCAGUGGGUCUGGAUUUGGCUCCAGAUAUGGGUACAGUCGAAGACAUCCAGGUAUUUUGUUUAGAGGGAAUUCAACAAGAUUGCUGAAUGGUUACAAACCUGCAGUCACCUCACAGUCCAAUUUACCAAACAGAACUCCAAACCAAGCAACUCCAAACACACGUGAUUCAGCAGUAUCACAGUCCACUACACCAGAGAGGACUCAAAACCACCAAACAUCACAAACUCACAAUUCCGCAACAUCUAGGUCCCCCACAGGAAGUGGCAGCCAGAACCAGGUCACAUCAGAUACAUAUAAUACACAAGGUUCUUCACAUACAACCUCACACAGCACACAGGGUUCCCACUCAUUACCAGAGCAAGACACGCAGAUCAGAGAAGGUGAUGAUGACAGUACCUCUAAAAAUGCAGAUACCAGUUCACAAUUAACUAAAGUUAAGGGGCCUACCUCAAGUUCCAGACCACAACCAACGGAGGAGGAGCAAAGGGAAGCAGGUGGAGAGGAAGGCAGCAGUAAUGAAAAAUCUGUGGUUCCUCCUCGUACCAGAGUUAGCCCCUCAUUUGCUGAGAGAUUCCCUUGGCUAGCCACUCGUUAUCCAGGCAGGUUUGGUACAGGGACAAGAGUGUCAUCAUCCAGGCACGAUAGUAGGAGCUCCUUAACCAGGACUACCUCUGCUAUUGGGGUUGGCAGACCUACCAGAGUUUCAGGGGCCACCGGUGCUGCAGGAGUGCCAACUAUACAGGAGACGAGUGAAGAUCUAAGGACUUCUUCUACUCAUGACUCCCUCAAGAAUGGGGAUGGAGAGGGUCCUGUUAAACCAUCUCUGACAAAUCAAAAUACAGCAUCUAGGAGUAAUGGAAACCCAACUACCUCAUCAUCUUCUUCCCCAUUGAAUCCAGAUCCCCGCCAUUCCUUGAAUGGACACAGAGACUCAAGUGAGCCCAUUCAUCAAGAAACCACAGAAAACGAUAAUAACAAUCACGAUAUGGCUUAUCUAAAUGAGGGGAGUAGACGAAACAGUGAUAAAACUGAUCAAUCAGCAGAUACCACAGCAGCCCAAAAGAAUCCUGUUUUAACUUCAGCAGACCCUCAUAGGACUGUUGAGGACAAUGAGAGUGCAGGUACAAGGGAAACUUCCUCUGGAACAAGACCUGGCUUAACAUCUGGAGGAACUCAAACUAAUCGUCGCACUGCUGUUGGGUCAAAUGGGAGGGGACGCUCUCCUUUUUUUACCAGCAGGCAGUCUGGUGGAUCAAGGCUUCCUGUCAGACCGCAGCCAGCCCAGAACUCAAGGGUGGGCUCUUCAAUGACAGAUUCCACAUCAUCGUCGUCAUUAUCAUCAUCUGGCUCUGUUGCAUCCUCAAAUGUGCCACAGCCAGUCCUGACUUCAGAUCGGGACAGAAGCACUGGAAUGACUGCAACACGAACAGGGGGAUCGAUUGGGAGCAGCGCUCAGUCCACAUCUUCCUCCUCUGCAUCUUCAUCGUCAUCAUCAAGAGACAGCUUUAGGGGCCUGGGGGGUAGGACUCGGUAUCCAAUCACCAGAGGGAAACCAACUAAUGGUGGAACUUUCAAGCCUGCCAAUGGAAAUGGUAGGGUACAUUGGUUAACUGCAUUUAACUGAAAGGUAUUGCUAAUUUCAGCAAUUAUUUCUCCAAAGAGGAGGAUUGUUGCACUGUAUUUAUGUAUGUUACUGCAUUUAGUUUCCUUGUUUAACUGAACCACUCUGCUUAUAAUGUCUAAAUGACAGGUAAAAAUGGACGACCUAACCUGACAGCAGCAAAUGAUAAAGAGUCUUCACCUUCUCAGGGAACCAGUAAGGCUGUUGGUCAAAGAUUCAUCACUGGACCUGAUGGAAGCAAAUGGGUAACUACAGUCAAUGAACUGAUUGUAACCAGUGUUGUAACGUCCCAAGGUGUAGCUAGUCUUCAGGCUGCAUACAUUUUUUAGCACCUGUUUGGAACAUAGGUCUAUCUAACAUUUCACUUUGAUCGCUACCAUGCCAGCUUAGCUAAGCCUCAAGGUGCUUCAACUAGUCUGCCAAUGAAUCACACCCUGCUUGUGGUUAAUGCACCUUACUUCGGUGAUAGCUUGUUUUAUAGUUAGUGAUAUUAGAGCCCACCCACUUCAAGGGAAUUUUUGAUUGGUUAAUCUGACUUUCUUUUGAACUACUGCUGGAAGACCCUCAGUUUUAUUGCCGGACCACUAAUCACAGAGCUGGAACUGAUGUGUUUUCUUCCAGCAAAAGUACAAAUGGAAAGUUCUGGCAGGCUAACAAGCCAAUGUCUUUCAUAUGACCCUUCAUAUUCCAACAGAGACUAAAAAAGUGUUUAUUUUUCCCAAAAUGACGAUUUGAUCAUUGACUUUUUUUUUUUUCAAAAUAGGACUUAAGAGGCUGUCACCUGGGGCCUAAGAUCAGUUCUGUACAGACAUAAGAGCGACAUUAAUCCAAUAGUCUGAGAUUCAAGAAAUGCUGAAGGUCUCUAUUAAGAAUUAAUUUGAACAGUUUGACUGAUUCUGUAUGGGUGAAUAAAAUUGACCUCACUGAAUGAAUGUAGGAAAAUGGAUUUCUGUUUUUAACCUGGCGGAUUUAUUUUUCCCUCAGGUUGUGGACUUGGAGCAGGGGAUUCUUAUGAAUCAGGAUGGACAAGUUCUUCAGGACUCCAAUGGCAAACCCAAGAGAGUUGUGCUUGGAGAGGAUGGACGCACAAUAUUUGGUGAUAUAUUCAAAGAUGUUUGUAAAAUCAGCUACUUUAAUCAUGAUCAUUUUCUGUCAUUUUAUUCUGUUUACCUUCUUCUGUUUUUUUAAUCCCACCAUCAGACCUUAUGGGCAGUCCUCUGGUGAACCAAGAAGGUAUGGCUCUGUUUGGUCAUGGCAGAGAUAGUCGGCCUGUGGUCAACCCCAAAGACAAAGUCCUCAUGGUAGGAGGGAAACCAGUGGUUGGUUUGGACCUUCCUCACCACAGGACCACCACUACCACUACCACUACCACCACCACAACCACAACCACCUUGGCUCCAACCACCACACCUGAGCCCACCACUACUGAGUGGAUUAUAGAGGAGUCCACAACUGAACCACCAUUCCCAACUUGUCCACCUAAAACCUACUCAAAAAAAGACGAAUAUGGGUAUCCACUGCUUGACCCAGAGGGGAUAUUGGACUGUUAUCCAGAAGGUGAGUCACUACAGGGGAACAGCUCUUAAAAUUCACCUCGACAGGCUGGAACAACAUUUUGCAAGAGUGAUUUGAAGACAAAUGUAGUGAACCAGGAAUGAAACAAAACACUGCUUAGCCCCAGCAUGCAAUAUUCAAAGUGAGUAGCCGAUCCAAAGCACUAAAGUUAGGCUCAUUUGAAUGUUUUGGAGCCAGAAUAAUGACCACAAAGAAGUAUGACUUCAUGAAAUCUAACACUUGUAUUGUUCAUCAUAGCCAUUUCGGCCAAAAUCCUGAAUGUUCCCUGACUGUACCCACAGAUCCUAUAACUCUGUAUGUCAGGACUGUGCGAUCUGAUCUCUGUUUGUGUGUAUGACUGAGAGACCACAGGAGAUCUCAACGUUUAGCCUAUGGUCAAAAUACUUAAAGUUAUUUGGCAGGGACUAAAAGUUGAACACAUUUAUCAGCACUAGCAUUCGGGUUUUAUUUCUGAACACAAGGCAUGAAAUCGGAAAAGAAUAAUACCAAACCACAUGUGUCAGAUUCUCCUUAUGUCAGGCUGAUAACCUUGUGGCUUGCUAUACAUAUAUUGGGCAUCCCUACUUGUUAGUCAAGGUUUCAAAUUAAUAGUCCAGUAGCAAUGCUUCAACAAACCUUUACAAGUUUAGGGUUUUAGCAUAAAGGGAAUAUAACUACAUAUUUCCCUUUUACUAUGGGAGCUAUAAGAAAAGUGAUUCUGUGACAUAUCUUUGCUGAUGUCUCAGAGUCUCAUUACAUCUGUUUGUGCUAAACAAUACAUCAUGUGUUUAAAUGAAUUUGUCUUUAUGGAUGGGUGUACAUGCCUCAGAGUCUAUGCGAGUUCAGAAAUGUGAGAUAGAAAUGAGACUGAUGCUACAGCUUGUUCUGCUUCUCUGACAGAGGAAUCCUCAGGAAUGGAAAUGGACCACAUGGUUACAGUGACCAUGGUGCCUGAUGCUUUAGCUCUUGAGAAAGGUAUUGGCUGAGUUUGGCUUCAAAUCAACCAACCACCACCAGGCUGGGACAGACGAGACUGCGCUGCAUGCUGGUGUUUGUUGUGUGUGUGUGUACUGAGCUGUUGUUUAUUGACUGUCUGUUUAUCUGUGGGUAAAUGUGUUUGCUUUCUUUUCUGGUCUUUUCUGGUGGUCUUUGCUUUGCUACUCUGCUUGUGAGUUUGUUUGAGUUGGUAUUGGUUCAUUGCUGUGUUUUUUGGAUAUUUUCCAUGAUGGGCUGUUUUUAAUCCCUUUUAUUCCAAAAUAUUUUCACCAUGGUGCAUGUGAACUGCAUUACUAAGCUGAAGAGAAUGCUGUGAGUUAUGAUUUAUUCCUCUGUGUUUGCUGUUCUUAUCAUUGCUUUUCAAAGUAAUAAAAGAGCCGCAGAUUCAGGCAAACACUAGCUUAAUGCAAAACUGCAUAUUUGCCUGAUGUAAGACUUUGAUAUGCCACCAAACUACUGUAAAUGGAUCUCUGAAGGAAUCUGUUGCAUGUGAGCAGCAUUUUAAGUUCUUCUUUGUUCUGGUUUCUCUCCAUAAAAGACACAUUAAGCAUUAAAAUGUCUCCUUAGCAUUUCCCUGCCAUGGCUCAAAGCUGGUUGCAUGUGUGUGAACCAUGAUGUAAUGCCUAGGUUCACUGAUGCAGCACAGGGAAAAAAAUGUGAUGAAAGACAAUGGAGGGUGAAGCUAAUUGAAUUUCACCCACUGAAUCUCUUCAGAUUUUUCGACCUCGGAGACUUGUGAGACAGUCAACGUCCUGGAGUCCCCCCUCCCUUAUGGAAAAUAAAAAAUAUGGUUAGCAAAACUUAGCGUAAGAAUGCAGCUUUGGGUGUUCAGGGAAGCACAAAUGGGGUGGCCUUAAAGUAAGCUCACACAUCUACCGGGAUGUGAACCAAUUUGGCACCUGAUCCUGCUGCCACUUAGAAAGAAGUAAUGAAACACUGCGGCCUGUGGGAAAUUUAUGAAAGUGAAUCAUGAAAUCCUUGCUGAUUAAAAAGCUCACUGACACGUGUGUUGUUGCCAGAUGAGCUAUUUGUCCAGACCACGCUGCCAACAACUACCACCACGACAACCACCACCACCACAGAGAAACUCCCAGAGCCAGACACCCGACCCAAGAACCAAGGCCCUUCAUCAGAGUUUGACCUCAGCGGGAAGAAGCGUUUCACAGGUAGGCAAAGACAAAAAUAAGCAUGUGUCUAUCAACAUGUGCACAUCACUCCUGGCAAAAUGUGCUCCUCUCUGUCUUUGUUCAGUGUUAUGUAAUCUCUCACAUAGCUCAGCCUUGAGUUCAUUUUGCAGUUGCAGUAAACUUGCUUGGUGGAUUGGUAGUUAAAAAAAAGACCAUUUGUAUCAGUCAUACAGAUAAAUAAUAAAGCUGUGUUUACAGCUGCACAAAAUUCCUGACAACUCCCUAAGAUUUUUAUACGGGAAUACAAACAGCCAAAAUUUUCACCAUGGUUUUAUCUGGAGUUUUUCCUGGCAGCACCCUAGUGAAUUUCCAAAAGAAGUCAGUCUGUGCCAGCUGGAUUAAUUACAGAAAAUUCACCACAAGUGAGCCUGCAGGUGGGGACAAUGACAUUUAUUUUGUGCAAGUAAAUUGAAAGCAUGACACAUAACAGGAUGAAUAAAAACAGCUGAGGCCGAAGAAGGCGAGUCAGUCUUUAGAUGAGAACAGCCUUUGGAUAUGUCAAGCUACAUGUGACAUUGAUAUGGGUGUAAAAUUACCAUCAUAGAACUGGACUAUGAUGCUGCGUCUGCCAUCAUAUUGUGGACAAUUCUUUGUGGCUUUUGUGGCAUGCUUUUGAUGUCAUGUCCUGUAAUUUGUGUAAUUUGUAAUUUGUGAAGACUUCAUGUUGUGAGACAUGUAAACAAGCAUUUUUGGAAAAUGUCAGUAGAGAGCAUGUGUGAAAGAGGCCUAAACUAUACCUUUGUCUAAUGAUUUUCAAACGACUAAUUUUCCUCAUGAGUAGCAACAUAUUUCCCUUACUGAUAGUUUUCUUCUUUAGAGUUAGAUUUUGGGUUUGUAUCUGUAGAUCACUUUAAUAUCAGAACUGAUAUGACAUUACUUUUAUGCAUGGAUGUUUUUUUUUUUCUCUUUCCAGUGCAACAUUGUUAUUGGUUUCUGUGAGCUCAGUUUAGUGGACAUGCAUGAAAACCACACAUAUUUCCUCACCCAAACUCAUAAUACCGGCACAUGAAUCUCCUGGAGUCAUGUUUUUAAGCGUCUCUGUUCUUGAGUGUGUGUCUGCAUGUGUGUGGUGGAGGUCUCUUGGUGCAGUAAAUAAUGACAGGCUGAUGGGAGUUGUGUUUUGGUUCAUGGAGGGGUAAUAAAACUGGACCUCUAUCUUGGCUUGGCUGUGUCAGCAGUUCCUCAUAGAUAUAUGACCCUUUCAGACAUUACAUGAACUAUUGGCAAAAAGAAGAAAAAUUCUUUCAUUUUUUUCAAUGAAUGUUAUAUUUUUUAUGCAUCUGUGUCACCAUACAGGCACUUUUGCAGCUACACACAAUCUGCAUGUGCUAUAACAAGCACUUCAUAGACUCUUAAAAUACAUGUAUGCAUGCACUUUUUAUGGAUGUAUAAAUCUCUUUGUGGAUAGUUUGAAUCUUAAGUAGCUCAUUUAAUUGGUUUCUUCUAGCCAUAUUUCCAUCAUAACAUCAAAGUUCAAGGAGGACGUAAUGUUCAUAGUCUCCUGACUUGAUCCCAGUAAACUCCAGCCCCCUGCUGCAGUUUUACUGUUCUUACGUGCUUACUUUGGCCUCUCAUAGCCCAUCGCCUCAUCCUGGUUGCACAAACAGACUGCAGAAUUCUCCAAAAAGAAAUAAAAAACAGCAUCUUCUUGACUCUAACCUUCUGAAAAAUUACAUAAUCUCAGAGACCUUUUCAGAACUGCUCUGUUUACUGGCUGGACUAUUUUGUCUUUGUAGAUUGCCGGCCUUCAAAAUACUAUCUGUGAAGAUGCUUUUACCACAAACUUUAACAAGGGGUAAUACUUUAGAACCUGGAAUUAGAGUUUUUUUCAUUGUUCAAACAAAGGCUUGCUACUCACUCAAAAAGCGAGAUAUCUACAAAUAACAGAGUGGUUAUGAAUUAUGCACAUACACUCUUGAGACAACAAACCACAAAAUGCAGUUAGCCUCUUCAUUACUGGAAAAGCUGCAGUGCAUUUUUCCGCUCAUACCAGGGCCGUAUGGAUGAGGGUGUAUGGAUUGUGAAAUAGUACCAUGAUGUUCCUCAAAUUUUUAUGUCUUACAUUUGUUGCUUGUGCGGUACUUGAGCAGUUGGAUAGUGGACAGUAGACAUUGUCUGUGGUUUCUUAGGCUAUGUAUUUCUCUGUAUGUAGAUUGUUGUAACUUUGAUGUAUUUUUGUCAAUUGUUGUUAUUUUGAGAGUGGUUGAGCAUUGGCAGCGCUAAAGUACAAAAAGAGAUCUAUUGCCAUUUUAUAUCAGAUCAGAUCAUAUUGUAUGACUGUAUUGCCCUCUAUUGAAUCAUAUUGUAUCAUAAUGUAUCAAAUUUUGUUUACCCUGUAGCUUGCCAACUAAUUUGCCAUCUCAUUCAUCUUGUCUCGUAUCUUAUCACAUCUGAUCUUGUCAACUCAUAUCUUGUCAUAUUGUGUGCAUCAUAUUAUAUCAUAUCUUGUAGUUUCGUAUCCUAUCAUAUAGUAUGGUAUUGUAUGGUAUUGUAUCGUAUUAUAUCGUAUUGUAUCAUAUUUUAUGGUACUGUAUGGUAUGGUAUUGUUUCGUAUGGUACUGUAUGGUAUGGUAUGGUAUGGUAUGGUAUGGUAUCAAAUUGUCAAUGUAAAUUUAGCAAUAAACGUAACUUUCUUAUAUUUCUGAUAUGCUGUAGGGGCUGUCACCUGGAAAACUGAAACUGAAUAAGUUAAAUCAACUGAUUAAAGAAUACAUCAGUAGCACAGAACAUUAUUUAUGAGUCAGACUUCAAUGACAACAAGAGACUUGCAGAGGGGAAGUUUUUAACACAAUAGAUGAGAAGCUCAAUAAACUUUAUGCUCUUUUGUCUUAUGUAUGGAUCAAGUUCAAAACACUGGAUGAUUCACUUCCCAUUAUGUAACUCAAGCCAAGAAACGUGACUGGUGACCCAUGACUAAUCUAACAAGCAUAUCAACAAAAACAGUAAAUUAAUUAGAAAAAGCUGCUGAAGCACCCUUAAAGUGAUGAACAGAUUCUGGUCUGUCAUAAAAAGGCGUUUUAUGAGUGUGAGUCUGUUUCUUGUCUAAAGAUGUGGACUGAACAGUGAUUUAAUGCUUCUCUGUCGUGUGCAGGCAAAAUAAACUGAAGUUGUCACUGUCAUUUCUAUUGAUUGUUAUGAGGAACUUUUAAAAGGCCAGAUUUAUUGCCUUGCAUUUUUCAUUGCAGUGUCAUAACUAUUGAUAAUGUCAGCUGCAGAAACAAAAGGACACCAUGUAUCUUUGUAAACAAUAACUACCUUGUGAUCACACGCCUCUCAUCUGAAAGUUAUUAUCCUCCCCGGGACAUAAACAGGCGAGAGCACGAAAGCAGUGGAAAUCAUAGAAGUUAGGGGUGCUGACUUCAGCAUGGAAAGCAGGCUGUUCUGGCCUGAUGCAGACAUCCUCUUUCCUAUUUAUUACUUUCAUAUAUUUUAGAUCCACCUCAACUGUCAGCCAGUCAACUGCCAUGCUUUGCAUGAACUGUCUGACAAAGACUUCCUCUCCGUCUACUUCUCUGACGAUGGUUUUGUUUGAAUGAAUCCCAUCAAAGCAGAUGUGGGACAUGAAGUAUUAACUAAUAAUCUUUAGCAGUUGCUUGAAUCUGCUUUACAGUACAUUACAGAUGGAUGGAGUUUGCCACAUUAGAUUAGAAAAUGAGUACCAGGAUGUUUGGACUAUUAGGAUGCUAAUUUAUGCCUCACUAGACUGAUGUAACAGCUGACAUUAUGAGAACUGUCCCGAUCCUGUGUCCCAAUGAGACUUGAUCCUUGUCGGCUCACACAUGCCACGUUUUGUCAGUGUUUUUGAUUUGUUUUCUUCUUCUUUUUUUUUGAACAGGCAGAAGAAGUCUGUCUCUGUUGGGAGGUGCUUUCAAUGUUGAAAAAAUGUGCACAUGAAACAUCUGGAUCGCCUGUUUGCAUGAGCCUACACAGAUCCUGUACAUGUGACACGCAGCCUCACUAGACUCUGACACAUAAAUCUGAAAACCAUGCGACAGAUCAUGUAUUUGAGAGUACAAGUGUGUGAUGUAUAAGCCAUACACUUACAGUAGGAGCUUGUAGCAGCCUAAAGCCUCAUAGUCUGUGUGUCAAUGAGCAGACUCUGACACGUGUUAGACUCUUGGCCUGCGCAGAGAGCCAGUCAUCUGGGGAGGUGGGAGCCACUCCAGGCUCCAGUGGCUCCCUCCAAAUCACAGACAGACUAGGAAUUGUGGGAAAUCUGAAGUAUUCACAGCUGUAGGUCCAACUGGCAUUUCCAGAGUCACUGGAAACAAACAAAAAGAGAGGUGGAGAGAAAACAAGAGAAGAUAAGGGGUGUUUAAAGGAUUGACCAAGCAAGGGUAAUAAAUCUGCUAAAUGUGUGCAACAUACCUGUUUGUCCCUGUAGGAUCAGAAAUUUGUUGAUAAUGCAAAUUUAACAUCCAACCUUGGUCCUAAUUGCCUUUAACAAUAAAGUAUUUUGUUAGAGGAUUUUUAAUUGAUCUUUUCCCUCAAUUUGCCCUGCCUGCAGCUCCCUAUGUGAACUACAUCAGGAAGGACCCAGGUGCUCCUUGCUCCUUGACAGAGGCUCUGGAGUUCCUUCAGGUCGACGUCCUCGAAAGCCUGAUGAAGAACGACAGCCUGGCCGCCAACCAAAACCAGCCGCCCAAAAACAAGCCACAUAACCUCACUGUGGUGGCCAUGGAGGGCUGCCACUCGUUUAUUAUCUUGGACUGGGCCCGCCCACUUAAGGAUGACAUGGUGUCAGGUAAACAUCCCUCCUGCACGUCAAGAUGAUGUAUAUUUGACAAGUUUAGCAAAAAUAAGAAGUGUACAAAGGCUGUAGUGAUUAGACCCCACUGUAAUUUCCUUGAGUAUUCAAAGGGGUAGUUACGGCAGAGAGCAUUGAGUCUAGACCCUGGUUGAGAUGGUUAGGAAAGGUUGUGGAGCUGGAGCUGACUGGGGUAGAGGAGGUUUACAAGGACUGAGCCAAAAACUAUGACUGAAAAUGAAAACAAAGGAGAACAGAUUUCAGAUUUCAGAUUUCAGAUUUCAGCAGCAAAGGAUGAUUAAUCAAGAGAGUUUGAGACUAAAUCUGCAUUGGUUUUGCCCUUAAAAGAAUUCACACCCAUGAUUAGCUGAUCACCAAGACAGGAAGACGCAUGAGGGAAGGGAGAUUGAUUGAGGGAUUGAAGUGAAUGGAUGACGACUUAAAGACCCACUCUGAUGAAAAUCAUGGUUUUCUUGUUGUCUACAUGUUCAUAUGGCAUUUUUCUAAUGCUACAGGACAUAUCAUGAGAAAAGUAUAUGCUAAAUGGCAUUUCUGAUUAUUUCUUCAUUUGAAUCGCUGUUGAUUUCUGGCAGACCCAAAUGGCAGGUUCAGACCAUAGACUGUAUAUAUUAUGGACAACUUGGUUCCGCCUUCUGCCAGUAUACAGAUUUGAAGCUGAAAAACUCUCGGUAAUUCCGCGUUUUUUCUCAACUUCCUGAAACCAACAUUGUGCAGUAGCAUUGUACGCAUUCAGCGGGAGAGACACAGAGAGUCGAGGUGAUGACACUCGGCUUAAACAGCGUAUUCCUCGGGUGAGCCAUGCAAUCUUCGUACGCCCAUAGGCUGUAAGUGUCAAUCAUAGAAAACAUGAACCCCCUAAUAACUUUUAAAAAUGAAGCUGUACAGAAAAAAGAGGACUUGAGCACAAACCAGUCUUACAUUAACUACAUGUCAACAUGUCAUUGCAAGCAGGGGGGAAAAAAAUUAUAUUUUGUGUAAUAGAUUUCUAAAGUUUGUCCACAGCUCCAUUAUAAUGGCUGGCGGAGGCAGGAUUUAUGACCUAUACUGCAGCUUGUCACCAGAGUGUGCUAUUCUCGGGGUGGCUUCACCCAGCAAGGAGGCAGACGUUGAUAUAGUCUAUGGUUUAGACACAGUAGGACUUCCUACUUAGCAAAUCUAAGCUCCGCCCUGGAGCCCCACUAUGCAAGCCAGAUUUGGAGAAGUAGAGAGGACAAUCGGGGAACAAGCGUGUAUUAGCGGAUUACAAUGCUUGUAAGAAAGCUAAUUAUGAUAUUAACUUUCAUCGUGAGUGUCCAAGAACUAAAUAGCUCCUUUGUUACCUGCCACUUCUACUACACCGGCAAUGUUAGGCUGCAAGCUAGCAUGAAGAGUGGUGUGCAGAGCAGCGCUGUCUCCGCCCAUGACUCAGAGGUGAUUUGCUAAUAAGCUACUGAAGCUCUGCAGGAGAAAAGCCCUUGAAAAUGACAUUCUCUACAGAUUCAAAAGGGUUCAACAUUUUAACAUAAAUUCGACUCUGGUGAGGAAAACAGCCAAUCACAGUUUAGGGUGUGGAGAUUUUAAAUACUACACUGUAUCAGGUUAUCUUAUUUCUAAAUAGCCAAUCAUAGUUUGGGGUUUUGGCCAAUGCCACUCUUUGAUUAAACCACCCAGUACUUCUCUGGAAUAAAAAUAAAGAAAACUUUACUUUUUAAUAACAGUCUUUGUGCAGAGUAGUUGCUAUUGUCCUUAAAUAAACUACAUUCCCACUUCAGACAAAUUUAUGAGGGAAAACAGAAAGCUAAACCACACAAGAUACAGUAUAUUGUAGCUCUGUUUCUUCUCUGUUUAGGUUAAUGAUUUAACAUGCUACUAGCAUCCCAACAUGACUGAGAUUUUUAGAGCUCACUCAGGCUGUUUGGUGUCAAUAAAUCACUAUUAGACCCAGACUGCAUUGAAAACACUGAACGUCUCCUCAGCUCAGAUGUAGAUUCCUGUUACCUGGAAAGUGACUCUGGGGAUUAAAGCUGACAGAGCGGAGACUGACACUGACAGCAUACUGUACGAGACAUAUUAGACAGGCUUGGGUUUUCUUUGGCAGGAAAACAUAGCUCCUGGUCAUGCUGUGGGCUUGUGUGUCCUCUGAUGUGUAAAACAGAAAGUUGGUCUCUUUGUCUCCCUAAGUGGAGUUCCCUUAAACACAUACUGGAAUUUAGUAAUUUUGCUCUAUUUCUUUGUUUUCUCCUAUUUGAAGUCAUUUUUCUAUGUCCUUGUUUAUCUUGGAUUGCAUGCAGCAUUCCAGAUACUAUUUUAUUACAUGUGCUCUAGUGUACUUAAAGAGUUCCUGUGCUGUAAUAUAAUGACAGUAAAGAUAUGUUGGCCAAAAAUCUGAACCUUAUCUGUGAAUUUUCCAUAUAAACUGUGGAUGGAAGUCUUGCAAAGGCAUCUCGAUAUGUGAAGCAGACAUGGUCAGAUUGUCUCACACAUGCAGAUACAAUCACAAGGCGCUGUUUUAGUUAUCAGAGCAUGUUUGCACAACCUCUUCUUACGAGUUAUGGGUCACGGCUUUCAAAACAAGUGGAUGGAAACAGCUGGUAUCACACCAACUCCAGAGAUGAGUGACAUCGGUAUGAGUUUUUGGGAGAACUCUGGUUCUUUGUACUUUGAUGCAUUGAGGAUCUUUUGCUUAAAGGAUUUGAGCAAUAAAGACGCCUCAUUCUCUUAGUUUGAGAAGCUGUGCAUUGAGCAACUCUAAGAGAAACAUUUUGGAUUAAACCCAAAAAGAAGUCGUGCACAGAAGCAGAUGGGAAAGACGGGAAUCUAAAUACUACUGUGUAAAAAUUUUGUUGAAAAUUUUAGAAUGGAGAAGGAAUAAAAAACCAGAAGAAGGAAAAUAAAGUAUCUAGUAUUUCCUCUCUUCUGUCAGCAGCCAGCUGUGUUGGUGAGGCUCCAGUCAAAAUAGAAACCCUAAACUCUAAAGUCCAAUAGAAACAGUUUGUAGUUUGAUGUGCUGCAGAGCUGGUCUCUAUAGGUUUAGGAGAAUCAUGGAGAGCCGCGUGACCUGGAGAUGCUUACAAGAGUCUUAGGAUAAGUCUCUUUGACAGGAAGAGGAAGAAACAGACUGGGAAGUAUGAAGAAGAACAGUCAGCAUGGAUAAUAGUUUGUUUUUUAAACGUGACACGAGAUGAAGGAUUUCAAAAUCAAAUGUUAACAAGAAAGUUUCACAGUCUGUGUCGAAGUACGAGUAGCUGGGUUUGCUGUCUUUGGACAGAGCUAAGCUAGCUGUUAAACUAAACUCUGAUUCCAUGGUUUGUAUUGUAACUUAUCUGAGACAGUGUGGUGGAGAUUUUCUUCUCAUCAAACUUUUGGCAAAAGCGUGAUGAGAUUCCUUUAGAGCAGAGGAGUGCUGGGUGGUUUGGGCCAGAAUCCCAAACUAUGAUUGGCUAUUUAGAAAUAAGAUAACCUGAUACAGUGUGAUGUUUAAAAUCUCCACACCCUAAACUGUGAUUGGCUGUUUUCUUCACCAGAGUCAGAAUUCAUGUUAAAAUGUUGAACCCUUUAAAGUCUGUAGAGAAUGAAGCCUGGACGCUUUAAAUGUUGCCACUCUGUUGUAUUUCUCCCCAAAGUCCCUCUCAGAUUGUUUUAUUUUUUUUUUACUACUUAAAGUGUUCUCAAUGGUCUUUAAAUUGUGAUUAUAAAGUUUUUGGCCCAAAUCACUUUACCCGUGUCAUUUUCAAGGGCUUUUCUUCUGCAGAGCUCCAGUAGCUCAUUAGCAAUUCGCCUCUAAGUCGUGGGCGGAGACAGCACUGCUCUGCACACCACUCUUCAUGCUAGCUUGUAGCCUAACAUUGCUGGUGUAGUAGAAGAAUCAGCUAAGAUAGGGGCUAUUCAGCUCUCGGACACUUGUGUCUUUGGGGACAUGGUGAAAGUUAAUAUCAUAAUCAGCUUUCUUAUGAGCAUUUCUAUCUGCUAAGACACACGUUUGUUCCGCGAUCAUUCUCUCUACUUAUCCAAGUCCGGCCUGCAGAGCUGGGGUAGCGGGGCUUGCAUUUGUGACGUGGGAAGUCUCACUGUGUCUGAACCUGUGGUUUGGGUCAACAAGAGGUUCACAGUGAUUCAAAUGCAGAAAUACUGAGAAAUGCAAUUUCACACUUAUUUUUCUUAUGAUCCUGUAGCAUCAGAAAAAUGCCACAUGAACAUGAAGACAACAAGAAAAUCAUGAUUUUCAUCAGAAUAGGUCUUUAAAUGAAAAAAUCAAAGAAUUUAUACCCAAGUAAGUAUUUGAAGUAAAGAAGCAACCUGCAACCUCAUGUUUUUAAAUAUGAAGUCCACAAGUAGGGAUACAAUUUUAUUGAUAGUAUACCAUUAUUGUUUCUGCUUGAUCCAAAUUUCUAUCAACUCCUUAAUUUUCUGUGUGAAUGACAGGAGGCUUAUACCUGUUUUUCUGCAUCAACAACAUAGAUUUUUAAAUUUUAUUACCUUCACUGCUCUAAUACAGAGACCUAGCUUCUGAUUUGACCAUUACUGGUCAGCUGAUUGCAGAUCUAGCCCGUGAUUGGUCAACAGGCUAAAUAAAAGAUUGUAGCUUUGAAUUACCAUAGUCAGCUAACAACAGAAAAAAACAAAAUUUUGCCAAAUUCAUACAUAGAUAUUUACAGAUUACAUAUGUUUUUAGUGGAUCGGAUGCAGGUUGUCUCUUAAUGACACUGUCCUCCUCUGUGGGAUAGAAAAGCCUCUGGUAAUCUGUGUAAUUUUGUCCUUACACCUUGUCAGCUCCGCCCUUUGUUUUGUACUUUCUCCUGCAGGCUACAUGGUCUACAGUGCCUCAUAUGAUGACGUCCUCAACAACAGAUGGUCCUCCAGACUCUCCAGUGGGACACACCUGCCUGUGGAGAACCUCAAACCCAACUCUAGGUAACACGGAUCACGUGCAGUAUGUUUACACAGAACUAUGUACAAAUGCAAACAGCAGACCUGCUUACGGAAAGGUUGAUGUGACCAUGUGGACAGAACUUUUCACAGUUUCCUCUCACACACGUGGGAGUCAUCGAGAAAGAAGAACUUGCAAACAAAGAUUUCCCCUGCGUGUGAUGUUAAGGAUCAGGUUACGGCCUUGGAUUGCAGGUGCUUGGCUGCAGAUUGGUGUUGUUUAUAUCAUCAUCUCUUUAUCACAUAAUGCACAAAAUACAAACCUUGUCAUGAUGUUUGUGUAUGAGUUCAUGUUUACAUGUUUCUCUUGGUCUUAUUCCAUGUUUGUGAUAUAAACCCAGGCUGCCUGUGAUCAGGGCUGAUUGUGAGUUGGAUGCUGAUACUGGGGUGUUUGUGUAAGACAUCAGAGAACCGUCCAAGCGAGCAAAAUCUGUCCUGCUAAAAGGAGGCAGGUUAAGAAACACGUUUGACUCUGCACCAAGAUAUGACACGCUGUAAAACACGCUGUGUUGAGACUUUGGAAAAUUCAGUGGAACGUAAAUACAGCACACAUCCCGUCAUCACACCGAUACAGUCUCCUCCGUCUGUUUCAGUUAUUAGAGAGUGUUUCCACAAUCCCGCCUUGAAAUGGGUCAUGGUUUUUCAAAUAAAUGCAUGGAAACGAUUUCUUAACAUGUGGAACCAGGAGAGGAAGACAGAUGGAGAAGUUCCUAGAAAUGUACAGUCCAAUCACAUUUUGAGGACUCUGAAUUGCAUGCAUUUAUUUGGCGAUAAGUCAGUAUAUUAAAAAAAAGUUACAUCGGUUGAAUUGUCCUCUAUCAUUUGCUUUAUAGAGCUCUGGCACGCACUAGGUGACAUGUGAAUGAAUGGCAUAGACAAAGGUGAAACUACUGCUCAGCUUUAUGUCAAACAACACUGUGUUAGCCAAAGUUCUUCUGUGAAACAUGUCAUCCCGUCAGACGCAGGCUUUUCCCCACUGUUUUUUUAAUGCGAGUGAAAUUGCUCGGCAGUCAAGCCUAACAUACACCAUCCCUCUUUAUUUCUAUUAUCUCCCAUAUAUCAGCUGAACAAGAAACUGUGAUGAGAGAUGAAGAACAUUUUAGUGCUUCUGUGACUGUCCAAAAUGUCCUAAUGUGCCCGUUCCCCAUCUGGUACUCCGUAAGAAAAUAUUUCAUUCUCUAUAGCAAGUAAUCUAACCAUUAUCUGAUGUAAAAACAGCUCCAGAUGUGUGCAUACUCAAAAGGAAUCAGAGUAUUUUUUUGCAUGCUGGAGGUUUGAACUCAUUUUGAGGUGCUUUGGUGGGUGUCUCAUGACGGGUCAAAGAAAGCAAACACCUGCAGCUGGACACAAACUGCAGAGCUGCGUGCAUGGGUAAAGUUUUCCAGGAGUCUACAAAGAGGGCUUCCCUCCCUCCUUCCCUCCUUCCCUGGCAACAAGUUUUUAUCCACUGUAGUGCGUCUUCCUUGGUUACGGUUGGCAAGGGGAUGAUUUAUGGGAUACUGUUGGUAUUUCCCAUGCUGCAGGCUCCUUCUAGAUGCCAGAAAGACAGCUAUAUUAUUCAACAACACACACGUACAUGUAUGGACGCUCACAGGUGGAUACAUUUCUUUUGAGCCACAGGUUUUCCUGCUAAUAAGAUUGAAAAAAGUUACAGAAGACUUUAAAACUUUGGCAUCUCCUCCUUCAGGAUGAUAAAACUCUGGAUUUUUGUCAAGAUUUUCAGAAACUUUACAGUUUUAUUUCUUCUUUGUGCAGCAGAAAUUGCUUAUACUAAAAGCCUCUGUCAAGAGGAUUCAAGUCAUUAUGAAACAAAAUAAAAUUAAAGCUGAAGCCUUUAUGUGACCCGCUAAAGCAAACCAGAUGAUCAGGAAGAAGCUCUAUUAUUUCUUUGUAGGUCUUUUGAAUGCCGGCUAUCACUGCUAUUGGGAGAAAAAGAGAAUUACAAUACACUACCACAUGGAAGAUUUAGAGUUACAGAACUGACUGUUAAACAAUUACGGACAAAUGUACAAGACAAGUAUAGUCAAGAGAUUAGAUGAACCACUUUGUCCACAGGGGGCGCCACUAUUAACACAAACCAUAAGACUCACAGCGGAGCUUUAAUGAUUCCAUCUCUUGUUGAAACAUGCUCAUGUCCUCUUCAAAAGAAGUCUUUUGAUGGCUCCAAUAUUAGGGCUGUAAUUAACCAGAGAAAUUCUUGGUUGACUAAAACCCUGACAUUUCUGAUUCCUGAUGACAAACCCUUCUACGGCGGGGGAUGACGGGACUCGGCGGGGUGAAAGUAUACUGAUAUCAGAACAAGAAGGCAAUUAGACACAAAUAUUAUAUUCAGCAAACCACCAAAUGUUGAUUAACGUGGACGCGCUUUAAUCUUCCUGUCUCCAGCCGGUCUCUAGUGGGUUGGGCGAAUCCAAAACGGUGAUAAAAAGGGGGGUGUUCUGAGACAGGCUGUUACCUGUGAAACAGUGGUGCUCUGAAAACACCCCCAUUAGCACUUGGUAUGUUCCUCCGGAUUAAAUUAACCAUAGACUGUAAAUUGACACAGAAGAAGAUCGAGUCGACCAAUCAGAAUUUUGGUCGCCUCAGUACAUGUCGACCAAUAAGUCGAGGCAUGACUAGGACUAUCCAGUAUGUCAUGUUAAGAGUGAAUUUGUGAACAUAGAUGACUGAUUAAGUUCAACUUUGUUCAAUGAGGACUUUUCUGCCAGCUGCCAUAACAAAAAGUCUGUUUCAAGUCUGGUUAAACUCUUUCAUAUUCAAACUUUUAUUUUCUGUACAUCCUCUGUAAUAUUUUAGUUUAGGAACCAUGUGCCCUAAUCAGGCUGUCUAAAAGCACAUGGCUUUGUACAAAGGCUUUGAGCUAAAAACAUCCAUAUUGUUUAUGUUAUUCCCUUACCAUUUACAAAGAUAGAUAUUUCCUUUUUAGCUCUGUUUAUAAGAUGUUCACACCUUUGCUCAUAUCAUCCAUAGGCAAUGGCCACUCUCAUGCGAAGCCGUGCCAUUUUCUACAUCACGGUCAUUGCAUUGCAUCUGUGCUUAUAAAAUAAUAACUUCAUUUUUAAAGGAGAGAAGAGAGGAGAGGAGAGAAAACUGAGAGAAGAGUUUGUAGAGAGAUGUCAGAAAGAGGGCAAGGAAGCCAGAUUUAGAAACAGACACCAGAGUGCCUCCCACUGUGAGCACAUGUAUGAAAAGAUAUCCUGGAAAAUAUCAGGUCCUGUUUGUCCUGAAAUAGACUGGAAUUGUCCUGAAAAUGCUCUUGUGAGGAGUUUUUUUUCUAAUUAGUGAAACAGAUUUAACAUCAUAUAGAUUUUUUUAUGAUAUACAAAAGCAAAUGUUUAUGUUUUAAUUUUCAGUGCUUGGAACUGGAGUGAGAGGGUAGCUGUCAGCUGAGGAUACAGCCCUGUUUUUGCAUUUUGUAGUUAUAUAUUCAAAAUGAAGGACCCAUUUAACGAAGACUGCUUUGUCCACAAGGGACACCAAAAUGGACACAAUCUAAAGUUCCUCCCAGGGGCUUUAAUCUGUGAAAGAGGCUUGAAGGACAUUGAACUGUGCAGGUGUAAAUUUGAAUCCUCCACUCUUUAAAUGUAGUUUUAGGCUUUAUUUGACCAAUCAAAGUUCACUGAUUUGUUCAGAGGAGCCUCAAAUGAGGUCAGACUCAAUUCAGCGACCCCCUGAAUUAUGGAGCUGGCUUGGCUUCAUGUGGCAUCUUGUGGUUUAUCCUUAGUUCUUUUUUCUCUUUUCCUCCUCUCCUGAUUUCUUCUCCAUUUUCAUCUUUGAUUACAUCAUCUCUCAGCAGCUGCCUCACUGUCUUUUCUUUCUCCGAGUUUCUCUGGUGAUGUGUUUUCUGGUCACUGUUGUCACGUGGCUGUGGUGAUUAGAUCCAGACCUCAUGGCUGUUCUUGGUGAGAGUUUUUGGCUGAAAACUGAUCGACCGUGAACGUAGUGUAUGUGACCCUGCAGGAUGGAGCGGGGCGCAGAAGCACAAAGUGAUGUGUGGAGGAACACACACAGCAGCUACAAUGGAAAACUUGAAACGUAUGGUGGUUUUUGGCGCUGGUGUUGUUUUAUUUUGAUAGGGUUUUACAAUUCGUCACCACUUAGAGUCACAAUGAGCUCACAGCAUGGCUCCACUUAGCCAUUUUUCUUUCGAUAAAUAUCCAUCUCUUUCCAGUCCUAUUCUGUGCUCUUAUCUCCACUUUUCUAGAUGUCUUUUUUUCCAUUCCUGCCCUUUCCUCCGCUCUCCCUUCCUCCUUCUCCCUUCAACAUGAGCCAAAUAGCCAUUUUAUUGUGCUGCGCUCACUCUGGAUUUGUACCAAUGUGAAACAGACUACUCUUAAAUCAGCCAGACUAAAGCAUGCCCAGUCAUCUGCUUCUAUCAUUAACAUUUUCCUCACCUUCCCCCAGUCAAAACAAAACUGGCCAAAUGACAUUGUCACCACUUAAUCUCCCAUUAAAUCCUUACGUUUUAGUUUGUUUUCAUUCAGGUACUACUUCAAAGUGCAGGCCAAGAACGUGUUUGGUUUGGGACCAGUCAGCGACACACUCACCUAUGUGACUGAAUCAGGUGUGUAUCCUGGAUUAACACUGAGACGCCUCAUUAACAACAGUUUUAACCCUAAUUGAAGUUUUUCUGUGCCUCAUUACAGCUGAUGAAAACUGUAGUAUCCAUCUUAUUACAAAGAAAGAGCUUUAAGUUUAAACACAGGCUUGGACAUGUAGCUCACCGCCAGAUGUACAGCUUCAUUUUGUGGGGUUUAUUGCUCUAAAAAUCAGGUUAACACAUCAGACGUUUGUUGCUGUCUCCGUGCUUUUCCUCCCUUGUGUAAUGACCGCGAUCGUUCCUUUUUUUUCCAGACGAUCCUCUUCUCAUCGAAAGGCCACCUGGUAAGUUUUUGUCCUGACGGCACACUUCUGAUUUAAGGUCAGCUCGUCCUGCUGAGCUGCACAAGAGAUUUAAAGAGAGGACUAUCAUUCAGUUCAGUGACAUGACAGGAUAUAACUCUAUUUACAGUCCUUCUUAUUUUUCCCAUCUGCAGCAUUGGUUGGAUUUCUACUGUGUGUGGGCAAAAGAAUCUGUGAAUUAGCCUGAAUAAGAAGUCUGGCAAUACUUUCUUUUUCCAACAGCAUUAUAAGGUGCAUAUUUUAGCCAGUAAAUAUUGCGGAAACUCAAAAGUGAAAUCUGAAAAAUCUGUUUUGAGUAGUUUGGAAUGUCUGUACAACAAGUUCAGUUUAAUUUCUUAAAAAACUAGGGGUUUUUUUGUUUGGUUUUUUUUUUGGUACUCCGUUACAUUUCUUUAUUUUCUUUUCUUCUCUGUUGAGACCCAGGACUUAAAGGUGCAGUCAAAACUCCAUGGUUGCCAAUAUUUUUGUAUGAGCGCUCUCUCCUGUUGAAAGGAAAAACGCACCCAAGGUUUAAGUACCUUUAGGUUAAAGCUGCGCAAUAAAUCACAAUUUCAUCUUUAUCGCCACAUGAGUGAUCGCAAUAAAGUCUGAAUGUCUUGCAAUAAAUAAGUUAAGUUUUUUUAUUUCAACGGGCAAGGCUUCCUCACUCAGCAUGAGUAUAAUUCACUGGAUGAAUGGAGGCCUGAGUACAUCGGCCAUGCUUUCACUCUUUUUAAAGCAGUCAGAUGAAGCUCAAGCUAGCUAUGAUUAGAAAGACAGGUAUUCUAAGUUAUUUCAGGGAUUUUUUGCAGUUAUUAGAUAGGACAGUUAAAGAGAUGAAGUAAAUGUGGGGAGGAAAGAGCAGGGAAGAUAUGAAUACAGGGAAAAUGCUGAGAGUCAGACCAUCAACCUGUACCACAAGGACUGUUGAGUACGCCUAAAGCGAACACGAGGGCACCAGAUAGACACAAAACAUGAGAGGCCUUACUUGUCACACUUUGAAUUAUUAUUGCAAUAUUGAACAAUAUUGUGGUGGUGGUGGUGGUGGUGGGGGGGGGGGGGGGGGGGUAUUUUAAAAUCAUACAUGCUUAGUUUUCCGUAAAAAUUUGUGCAAUCCCUAUCAAAAUGUUUUCAUGUACAUCGUUACAAUGAUGGAACCCCUUUUUUGAACUGAAAAAAAAACAAAACAAAAACAACUUAAAAUCUAAGCAUAACUCAAGUCUUUUUAAUGCUAAGUUUUACAUAAUGCAUUGUAUUUUUUAAUCACAAACAUCAGCCCAACAUAAAGGUCUUUAGCAGUCCUCUGGUAUUUAAUACAAACUGAAUGGUGUCUCAGUGCUGCCAAGAGAUUUUUAUGAAACCUUUAAUUUCUCUGUGCUUGAUAAUACCACUCAGAAAUAAAUCAUCAUAUCAUCUUCGUAUUAAGAUAGCUAUUUCAUCUGGCUUUAUGUCAACAAUAUGUCAAAAGUAAUGUUCAAUUGGUUUCUAAGUUUGACGGUGAAAACAGAUGUUUGACAUACUAAUUGAAAACUUCCUCCCCAUUCUGCAGGUGGAGAGCCAAUCUGGGUUCCCUUUACAUUUAAGUAUAACCCUGCCCACAGCAGCUGUAAGGGCAGCCAGUAUGUCAAGCGGACAUGGUAUAGGAAGUUUGUGGGCGUGGUUUUGUGUAACUCACUACGAUACAAGAUCUUCAUGGGAGAAGGUCUGAGAGGUAACAUGAACUAACUUCUGAUUUCUGAUUCGGUCAUAAAUAUCCCAUUUCUAUGCGAAACCUAUCUGUGCUAUAAUUGUUUGGUGCUCUUAUUAUCACCCACUUCCCAUUUCUCCCCACAGAGCCUUUUUACAGUGUAGGAGACACAUUUGGUCAGGGAGAAGACCACUGCCAGUUUGUGGACUCAUACAGGGAUGGCCGGACGGGCCCGGCCUACCUUUCAAACAAUCUGCCUACAGCACAAGGUAAACAGGAACACAUUGUGCACAGAUUUAUGGCCCCAGUAUUUGGACUAACCUGUUGUCAUACUUUCCAUGCAGCCCAUUUGCUUGACUCUUAAGGGGACCAGCUGCAUUGAUCUUAUCUGACCCAGACUCAGAGUAACAUUUAAAUGGAAACAUGUUGAAGACCCGACAGUAUUUUGCAUUUUUAGCCAAAAUCUUCAAAUGUGGUUCUUUGGGUUUCUACAGACCCUUAUUCUUGCCACACCAGAACAUAAUAGAUCAAUACAAAUAAAGACAAUAAGUACCUUUAGGUCAUAUUUAAGUCAUUGGAUUAUGUUUGACUUGCUUGAGAUAUGCUCUCUGCCACUGUUAACAACAUUACCAACUGGUUUUUGGCUCGAUUGUAGAAUCAAAGCAACAUUUGGAAAAUAUGAUUAUGAGGUAGCCAAAGAAAAAACACCUUUAUUGAUGUGUUUGACAUUUAAUCAAUGACUGGAGUAGAAAAAAAACACUGUUUUAGUUUCUUCUCUAUUUGUACAACACAAACUUUGUUAUUUAAAGCUCCUAUAAGAAACUUUUAGUUAGUGUACUUUUUGUGAACAAGGCUGUAGGUGUUUUUUUUUUAAACACAAUAUCCUACUUUUAAAGAAGAUAGAUGUGUCAGUCCUUUUAAACUUCUGCUUUGGUAAAUACAGUAUGUCAUGGCAGUGAACUGUUUAUCUCUUCAUCAGACACCUCCCCAUGUAAGUGGUGACAGGCAUUAAUAGUAAAAUAUGACAGUUAUCUGAAGUAAGAAAUGCUCUCCAGACCUGAAUAAUCAUCAUCAUCACUCAAGCAAGAGAUUACGAACAAAGGCUGAAUUAUUGUGUUUUAUUUUUCACUAUUUAUUCUGUUUUUGUAAAUGGCUUUCAUUUCUUUUCUUUUUUUUUUAGGAUUUUAUCGUGCAUUCAGACAGGAGCCAGUUUCAUUUGGAGUUAUUGGCCGACGUACAACCCAUCCAUUCGUGGGCUGGUAUGAAUGCGGGGUGCCAAUCCCUGGGAAGUGGUAAAACUGCAGAAGAAGGAGACAGUGUUCCCCGAGGGCGACCCUUUUGCAUACUGCUGCAGGCUCUUACCUUUACUGGUGCUGCCCUUUAAAACAGACUAUUGCCUGCCUCAUUGAAAGGACACCACUAUGAAUUUAUUACUGCUUCACAGAAAGAGAAUAUAGUACUUUAAAAUAACUCAAUGUAUAUCAUUAUGAUGCACUUUUAUAUAAAGCAGUCUGUAUAUGAGGGAAAAAAAGAAGCAUGUGUGCUCUUGCUUAGUUUAACUCAUGUCUUAACAUGUCCUUGUACUGUUGCUGACAAUCCCAAAGACAAGUCCUCACCCAGAGUUAUUUAUCCCACCAAUAAUGCA
Messenger RNA from Xyrichtys novacula (pearly razorfish), 42899 nucleotides. Lineage: Eukaryota; Metazoa; Chordata; Actinopteri; Labriformes; Labridae. The record is from the annotation of a GenBank genome assembly.